AUGAGUGAAAACCAAGUCAUUUUAGACGAACAACUUGAAAAACUUGAUGAUGGUCUUAAAGUUUUGUCUAAGAACCUUCGGCUUGCCUGUUCAUCCCUUCGUAGUAUCUGUGUUGACAAUACUGUAUUUCUUGAAGGAUUCGUCAAUUUUCGUCGCAAAGUUCUAAAAUAUGCCUUCGUUUACAGUAAAGUGAUUUUUCCUUAUAUAAAAGAAAUGGCUUCGGAAAUUCAAAAUUAUAUGGAAAACUAUGCAGUAUUAUCUUUUGAAGAGUUUCGAGAUGAUAUUAAUUUUUUGGCUGAAGAUAUUAGUGAAAAAAGAAAAUUAUUUGUAACUACACUGGCGUUCCAUGUUGCCAUUCAAGAAGAUUUCGAGCGUGAAAAGAAUGAAGCAGAUAAUAUCCUCAAAAAACUUGAAAACGAGACACCGCUUUCUAUUGAAAGACUGAUGAAAUUGGUGGAAUCUCUCAUAAUGUCAAUCCAACACUUUGUUAAUGCUUUAAAAUCUAUUGCACAAUCUUUUAUUACUUUAGAAGAUGAAUUAAAAAAUAUUAUCGACCACUAUGAAAGAGAAAAUGAUUAUUCUAAUUAUUAUAACAAAUGCAGAGGAAAGGCAAAAUCUAUUAUUGAUAACUGCUUGGUUUUCUUCUAUGAAAUUCCUAACUGCGAAGCUGACUUAGCUGCGAUCACAUUCAGUAAUAAUGACGAUUAUA
Messenger RNA from Cetraspora pellucida, 709 nucleotides. The record is from the annotation of a GenBank genome assembly. NCBI's taxonomy places the organism in Eukaryota, Fungi, Glomeromycota, Glomeromycetes, Diversisporales, Gigasporaceae.